Zeugodacus cucurbitae (melon fly) is the source of this 4782-nucleotide messenger RNA. Its product is annotated as transcription factor hamlet. Gene Ontology annotation, cellular component: PcG protein complex; transcription regulator complex. The transcript has 9 exons. Lineage: Eukaryota; Metazoa; Arthropoda; Insecta; Diptera; Tephritidae. Gene Ontology annotation, biological process: regulation of transcription by RNA polymerase II. Bases 913 to 4683 code for a protein of 1256 amino acids. The record is from RefSeq and is a predicted model, not a curated record. Gene Ontology annotation, molecular function: DNA-binding transcription factor activity, RNA polymerase II-specific; RNA polymerase II cis-regulatory region sequence-specific DNA binding.
GUCGCGUCUGAGGUGCUUCAAGGGAAACAGGUGCCAUUGCCGUUAGAGCUGGUGUUGCUCGCAAAAAGUGCCGGUGCAAUGAUUUAACGCUGCUGCCCGUUUUAUUUCGUGUGUGUGUGUGCGCUUGUGUUUCGGUUUGUGCCAGUACUGGUCGGGCUACUUGGCUAAGUGAAUUGAAAACCGAAAAAUGCAAAUAAAGUCGAAAAACACUUGCGGGUGCAUUAAAAACAACAACAACAAUACAAACAUACCAAAUACUCAGACAAAAGUGCUGCUAAACGCUUGGUGCGAAUGUGCAUAAUGACGCGAAGAGCUUGACAGCCGAGUGACUGUGUCGUUGGGUCGGUGUUGCAAAUUCAGAAAUAAAUUUUGCGACUUUUGCUUGAGUUUUUUGCAAGGGCUUCGUAUGUUCUUCUGGAAUUCGAAAGUUUUUUGAGCUUUAUGGCGACAUUGCUGCCACAUUCAAGAAAUAAUUAAUAUAUGUAUGUAAAACAAGUGAUAACAAAAUACAAUUACAUGUAAUUUCUUCAUGUUUUCAACACUAAGCUUGCUGGAGCCCGGAAGGAUAGAUUGAGAGUAGUUUGAAAUCUUCCUUACAUUUUCUUCUUAGCGUCAUCGACAAAUAAUGUAUCUAUUGAAAAAUUUUGUAAAUCGUUUGACCAAAAUUUCUCUUACACGCUUUUUCUCGAAAUAAAAACGGUAAGACGGAUUUGUUUAGAAAUUGAUUUUUUAUUACCCGACUUUAAGGCGGCUUAAAAGGAGUUUCCCAAUAUCGAAUUAAAACAUAUAUUAUUAUUUCAAGUAAAUUAAAUUUAAAUAGCAUCCAGCUAAGUUAAAAUAAUUGCUAUUGCAGAAGCAACAAAAGCGUGGACUUGUUAACUAAUUGACUAAAUAACAAAAUCGAAAAUAUUAAUGAGAAAGGGAAAAUUCCAAGCGAGUACUAGUGUACGAGAAAAGGAUUAUAUGUCAUCAUUAUUCGAUAUAAUUAUGCGAUCCAAGGCGACUGCACGCAGACUCAAUCAAGGCAAUAGCGGCGACGAGUACGAAGCGGCGGCAGUGCGACACCUCAAUUUUGUGCCAUUCUCCAAUCACAACAACCACUUCAAUCACCAUCACCCCCCUCCGCAUCAUCUCCACCAACAACAAACACACCUGCCCACGACGGCACUGACAGCGAGCGCCGCACAGCCGUCGUUGAAUUACGAGCGUGCGGAACACAAGCGCGAGUGCGGUGAACUAAACUCCGCUAAUGUCAACGCUAGCGCCAGCGUGAACGCCAACGCAAUCAUACAAAACGGCCACAAUAGUGUCGCGUACGAUUUGGAAACCACGACACUUUAUGCUGCGCCACCAAUUGGGGCGGCAUACCGUAAUCAUCAGCAGCAACAGCAACAUAAUCACAAUAACAACAAACAAAGCAUUAACUUGCAGUCACCACAACAAAACCAACAACACCUGUCGACACAAUCCAUAGCCGCAGCGGCGGCCGCAACAACGCCCGCCACUGCGCAUCUGUCCGCUGCACCGCAUCCAAUGGAGAACUCAUUCUUCGGUAGUAAGGCGCACGCGGAAGACUUCUUCACGCAGCUGGCUCGUUUGCGUGGACGCGACGAUUCCAUAUGUAGCUUGGAUAUACGGGAGCAGGGUGUGUACGCGAAGGUGCGGAUUUACCGCGGCACACGUUACGGCCCAUUUGCGGUGAAGCUGUGCAGUGAGCCGACAGCGCCCAGCCUUGCUUGGGAGGUCAUUGCUGGACCACAUUUCCGCGGCUGGUUGGAACCGUCACAUGAUGUUUCGCCGUGGCUACGCAAAAUACGCGCUGUCGACAAUGACGGAGAGGCUAAUCUGAAGAACUUCCUCGUGGAAGGAUAUCUUUGGUAUGAAACUAAUCGUGAUAUAAACGCUGGCGAAGAAAUCACCAUCGAUGGACGGCCGCGCACACCCAUACACCUAAACGAUGGCUUCGCCAAUGGCGCAGAUACGGCUGCAUUGGGUGCGACGAGCGGUUCGCUGCAUGGCGAUGAUAAGAGCGAACGUGAUAAUGGAUCUCUCUACAGUGGCGGCAACACCACAGGCGAGGACGAGUAUAACCGUGAGCAUUCGUUCAGCGACAAGAAAGAUUGCCUUGAUUUGACCGACGACGAAAACGGUUUCGAUAUACGUUGUGAAGUUUGUGAUAAAACAUUUCAGGACUUAGAAGUUUUGGAUCAUCAUUUGGUUGCCAAGCAUUCAUUUCGUAAAGACGAGUUCCCCUGUGAAUUGUGCAGCAAGCCAUUUUGUCAUCGUCCUUUAUUGUUGAAGCAUCGCGCAUUAGCGCAUAACGAAGUGCGAAAGUAUCCUUGCGAAAAUUGCCCAAAGGUAUUUUGUGAUCCAUCGAAUUUACAGCGGCAUAUUCGUGCCAACCACAUCGGUGCCAGAAGUCACGCGUGUCCGGAGUGCGGAAAAACAUUUGGUACAUCGUCCGGCCUCAAACAGCACACGCACAUCCACUCGUCGGUGAAGCCGUUCCAGUGCGAGGUGUGUUACAAGGCGUAUACUCAAUUCUCGAAUUUAUGCCGUCACAAGCGCAUGCACGCCGACUGUCGCAUGCAAAUCAGAUGUCCUAAGUGCGGCCAGAGCUUCAGUACGGGUACCUCGUUAACAAAGCACAAGCGUUUCUGUGACCCCACCAACGUGCCGCUGCCAUCACAGCCCGCAUCAGCUGGAUCCGGUGUGAAUUUGCCACCACAUUUGCCGUCGCACCAACAGCAGGCCAUGCAGUCACGCGUCUUACAAUCGAUGAAUGCGGCCGUCGCCGCCGCCGCGGGAAAUACUAACGGUACAGGCGCUGGUUUACCGGGCGCAGGCAUGCCGCCAGCCACCCAUCCGUUCCUGUUGUUUCCUCCUCAUACGUUCUUUCCGAAUUUCCCAGCCGCUGCCGCUGCCUACGGUUUGCAGGGCAUAUUUCCGCCAAGUCCAGCGCAGGCGUCUAACUUCCCGUUCUUGUUUCCGAAAACCAAUUUGGAUAUGCGUAUACCGGGCAUGCCGACGCCAAGCGGUCACAAUGUGCCCAGCAGUUUACCAUCGCCUAAAGCCAUACGACAACACCUCAAUUUUGCUUUUGGCGAGAGUAUACGCGCCGGCGACGCCUCACCGCCGUCGAGUGAGCACAGCCUGAAGCAAUCGAAUAGUAAUGUUAAUGCCACGCUCAGCUUAGCCACGGAUGUUGAUGAGGAUGUCAAAUCACAACUCGCGCUGGCGUUGUCUUCACCGCAUUUCAAUGACAAGCAAAAUAGUUUUUCCACACAUCAACAAAGUGAUGAGGAUACCAGCUCUUCGGUUGAACUAAAAAUCACAACAAAUGAAGACGUCGACGUGCAAGAACACGAGGAAAGCGAAGCAGCGGAUUUGACAAAGUUUGAAAACAGCUCCAACAAGCAUACUGAAGAUGAUAAAAAAUCCAUUGAUAUAAUGAGCACUCCACCGCCAGCUGAACCAUCGGAUGAAGAGCACAGCAAAGCCACAAACAGCGCAGCGGCAGCUGAACUGCCUCUGGAUUUGAGCAUAAGCCGUAAACGAGCACGCACCACCAGCUGCAGCUCAACAGCCGACACACAAUCGGUGCAUAGUGAUCGUUCCACCAACCAGGCCACACCAAGCGAACACAAGUCUGACUCCGAACAGCAGCCGGAGUCUAAAAUAAUUCGCGCGCAGCACCACAAACUACUCAACCGUUCAAGCCAUAAAAUAACGGCACGCCGCUGCGCCAAGCUCAGUCGUACACCCUCGAUAACGGCCUCGCCCGGCCCGACACCGUCCCCUUCGCCACCAAGUAAAGAGCAAGUCAAUUUGUUGGCGAACGAUGCGAACUCCUCAGCGUCCGUCGACUUUGAUUGCCUUCAACCACUGGAGCAGCAUCCGCUUUUCCUGUCCUAUAAUCGUACGCGCAUGGUAAACGAUAUCUUUCCACGGCCGUUUCCUUUUUUAGGACCAAUGGGCGGACGGCCAGCCUUUGAUAGGGCACUUCAAUGCUCUGACAUGCCGUUUCCGCCCGAACCAGUUUUUCAUAAAAGUUUACUACCUGCCGGCCUCAUCGGCAGCAUGUUGGCGACGGCCUCCGGCAAAAUCAAGGAUCGUUACACAUGCAAGUACUGUGGCAAGGUGUUCCCACGUUCAGCCAAUUUGACACGUCACGUUCGCACCCACACCGGCGAACAACCCUACACAUGCAAGUACUGCGAUCGCGCUUUCAGUAUAUCAUCGAACCUGCAGCGCCACGUGCGCAAUAUACACAAUAAGGAGCGACCAUUCCGUUGUCACCUGUGCGAUCGCUGUUUCGGUCAGCAAACGAAUCUCGACAGACAUCUGAAGAAACAUGAAGCCGACACGAACGGUUUGGGUAUAGGAUUCGGGGACUCGCCCUCCUCGAAUGAGGCAGAUCGAGAGGACAACUAUCUCGAUGAGAUACGCUCCUUUGUGGGCCAACGCACAUACAGCGAAGAGCAGUACACGCCCACGAGUAUUGGUGGCGCCGAAAACGACACCGACUAUGCGGGCAGCGAAGCAGACGUAGAGUUAUCCGUCUCACGUUCAUCGUCCGUGGAUGCUAUGGCGCUCGGCAGUGGCGAGGAUGCAGUGCUGGUGAAGCAAGAGCCGUUGGCAAAUGUAACGAACAACAGCGACGCCGUCGAUGUAAGCUCAUAAGCGAGGGCGAAAAAAAGCGCAGUGUUGCUUGGAAGUUAUUAAGUGUUUUGUGUAAAAAUUAAAUGACUAACGGUAGUAGCCGAUGCUGUUAGCAAUUUC